AUGAGGGCUGCUUAUGCAGACGAGACAGCUAUCAAGUUGCCUCAUGCUUACCAUCAAUUUCUGCCCGAAAGCAUGAUAAACGUGGUCAGCCCAACUGCGGAUGUGACGUCUACACAAAUGUCUCCGGAGAAGUUGACAGCUAAAAAAAUUGAAGUGCUCCAGAAGUAUCGGGCUCAUGUGCUUACUGGCGAAAAAGCUCUGAAGGCAAAAAUAAAGGGGGCACUUCAAGAGACCGUGUGGAAUGAACUUUCGCCAACCCUUCUGAAGGGUCAGGAGUUGGAGCUUGAGCUAGAUCGAAUGAAAGAACUUUUGGACAAAUCCAAUCCUGUGGAUCGUGUGCUGUGGUUGACCCUGCCCGAAGUCACUCAGGCCCACCGAGAGCUUUACAAAGCUGUCGGUGAACUGAUCCAGUAA
This is a messenger RNA of Dibothriocephalus latus, 414 nucleotides long. Lineage: Eukaryota; Metazoa; Platyhelminthes; Cestoda; Diphyllobothriidea; Diphyllobothriidae. The record is from the annotation of a GenBank genome assembly.